AUGGAUGCAAUUGACUCCAAUCACCCUGCCUUUGGGUUUGACCAGCCUGCUUUCGACUCCCAGGCGUUUCUCAAUGGUCUUGCCAACCUUGAUGCCGAAGGACCGUUCAAUGCUUCCAAUGGCUUCAGCUACCAAGGAAACCCAGACCUUAUGAGCAGCUUCGAUGAGUACUUCGCCAAUCUUCCUCUCGAUAACCUCGAUGGUUCUGGUCUUGGCCAGCCCAAUUCAGCCACACCUGCCAACUACUCUGCCCAGUCAGCACCCAGCCCUCUCCCCGCACAUGCACCAAACGGGGAGAUGACCUACGACCCCUCGAUUGGGAUUGCAUACACUCCGGAGGAUACAGACGCCGACAAGGUCCGAAAGUGGGAGAACCUCAUCGCCCAGGCCAAUUUGGCCAAUGCUGGCGUGCCACCCUCUGCUCCUGAGCCUAUUGCAGGAGAGACAGUCGCACACAACGCCCAGGUUGUGGACUCGCCCAACUCCCUAUUUGGCUCUCCUCGCUCCCCAUCCGUCGAGAUCAUUGGGACUCCCUGCCCCACUCCACCGACUCCCUCCCCUCCCCGACUUCCUACAGCUACCAUAGCAACUUCCAACGCCGCGACGAAUGUGACUGCAAAAGCUACUCACGCCGUGCGGCUUCCGCGCGCGUUGACGAACCAGAAAGGCUAUGCCCAACAUGUCUCCCCAUUCGCGCCCGUGGCAACAAUUGCCCCUCCUGCUCCUUCUGCCCCGAGUUCUCGUGAGCUUGAGAACGCCAGAUUGCGUAUCCAGAGUCUGGCAAAGGAGCGUAGCUUCUACCAACGUACUCUUCGCAAGGCAACCAACAUCGACCCUAAGACGGGGAAGACCAGCUUGCAGAUGCUACAGGCAGAGAACGUAAGCCUUCGCCGCGUCAAUGCCAACCAAGCACAGAAGCUGCAGGAAGUCAAGGAGGAAGUCAAGCACCAAAAGUCCCAGUUUGCUGCGCUGGGUGAGAAAUACAAUGUGGUAGCCAAGCAGCUGCAUAAGACAAUGCUUGAGCUUCGCGAGUUGAAGGGCGAGUAG
Messenger RNA from Penicillium egyptiacum, 1047 nucleotides. The record is from the annotation of a GenBank genome assembly. Lineage: Eukaryota; Fungi; Ascomycota; Eurotiomycetes; Eurotiales; Aspergillaceae.